AUCUACUUCACUUGCGACUUGUAGAUAUUAACAGUAUACACUAUCAUUUAAUACAUUUGGCAGUUUUAAUGUGUAUCACGCAGCCGCUUUUUGUACAUCAGGUACUCGCGGGUCGUAAAUUGGAAAUGGUUCCUCCUUUGUUUCAGUCGGACUGUUACCAGCGACGGACGGUUAAUGGAAGCUGCUAAAAUCCAAAUCACACAUUUCAAGAUUUAGAGUAAAAAGCUACGCGGAGAGAUGGGGGAGACGCCGCUCAGAGUCCUGGCAUGUGGGGACGUAGAAGGCCGUCUGAACGCUCUGUUCAAUCGAGUCCAGGCCAUCCAGAAGAAGACCGGGCAGUUUGAUCUGCUGCUGUGUGUUGGAGAGUUUUUUGGAACGACACCGGAGGCGGAAGCAGAGUGGCAGCAGUACAAAACUGGAGCCAAGAAAGCGCCCAUCCACACGUACAUCCUUGGAGCAGUGAGCCAGGACACAGUGAAGAAUUUCCCAAACACCGAUGGCUGUGAGCUGGCUGAAAACAUCACAUAUCUGGGCCGGCGUGGUGUGUUAACCGGCGCGUCAGGACUGCAGAUCGCAUAUGUCAGCGGUCGGGAGGCCCUGCAGGAACCGGCCCCGGCUCACUGCUUCACCUCCAAAGAUCUGGCAGCCCUCGUGACUCCUCUGACCAGCAGCUCCAAGUUCAAAGGUGUCGACAUCCUGCUGACAUCACAGUGGCCCCAGGGAGUGUGGCACUACGGAAACAACCCGGAAGUCAGCACAAAGAUUUGUGGAAGCAACGUCAUCGCCAACCUUGCAGACAAACUGAAACCACGAUACCACUUUGCAGCACUAGAGGGCGCUCACUAUGAAAGGCUCCCAUACAGGAAUCACAUUGUUCUUCAAGAAAAUGCUCAACACGUCAGCCGGUUCAUCGCCCUGGCAGCCGUCAACAACCCCGCCAAGAAGAAGUAUCUGUACGCCUUCAACAUAAUCCCCAUGAAGACCAUGGAUCCCUCGGAGCUGGUGAAGCAACCGCAGGAUGUUACGGAAAACCCCUACAGACGCCCAACAAAAGACAAGAAAGACACACAAAAGACAGCCUUCAGUACCACAGAGGAGGAGGAGCCGGCCAAUCAGUACUUCUUUGACCUGAGCGGGAAGCAGGGCGGAGGUUCUCGGGGCCACGGCAGGAAGAGACACUCGGAUAGAGACGGGCGAGGUCGAGACCAGCAGCAUCAGCAGGGGCAGCCCAAGCAGCCCCGCAGGCACCCUCAGCCCUCUGGUCCAUGCUGGUUCUGUCUGGCCAGCCCUCAAGUGGAGAAACACCUCGUCAUCAGCAUAGGAACACAUUGUUACCUUGCGCUGGCUAAAGGCGGCUUGACUCCUCGACACGUGCUGAUCCUCCCCAUCGGACACUACCAGUCGGUGGUGGACCUGAGCUCGGAGGUGGUGGAGGAGAUGGAGAAGUACAAGUCUGCCCUGAGGAGGUUUUAUAAGAGCAAAGGAGAGCGCUGUGUGCUCUUUGAGAGGAACUACAGAAGCCAGCAUCUGCAGCUGCAGGUUGUGCCAGUGCCGUUGAACCGCUGCACCACAGAGGACAUCAAGGAGGCGUUCAUGGUCCAGGCUCAGGAGCAGCAGAUGGAGAUGAUGGAGAUUCCUGAACACACUGAUCUCAAACAGAUUGCCCCUCCAGGGACUCCAUAUUUCUAUGUGGAGUUGGACUCAGGGGAGAAACUCUACUACCGCAUCCAAAAACAUUUUCCUCUGCAGUUUGGAAGGGAGGUUCUGGCCAGCGAGGCGGUACUAAACAUCCCAACUCGAGCCGACUGGAAGGUAAAGAGGAGCAAAGAGGAGGAGGAAGAGAGCUGCAAAGAGCUGAGAGAUGAUUUCCAGCCUUAUGAUUUCACCUGGGAUGAAUAAUUUACACACACACACACAUAUUUGUACAGCUGUCUUUGUGGGGACCAUGGGAAAUGCAAUGCAUUGUGAGGACAGUUGUUGCCAUAAUGGAUUCCCCAAGUUCCCAGUAUCUACCCUGAAUACAAAAAUUGAGUUAAAUGGCCUUUUUAAGGUAUAUCUCAAUGUAAGGACUGGAUAGAAUGUCUUUAUAAAGAUAAACACAUAUGUACAUAUUGUCAUUGCACCACAUCCAGGAUUAUUGCUGCCCCCCCCACCCUUUUCUGAUGACAUGUUCACUUGUAGCCAUCUUGAGCUAUCAUUCCAUCACUUUGGGUCGAACAAGAUUGCAGAUAGUUAAUAUAGGUUAGCUUCUUUUAGCUUAGCACAAAGACUGGAUAUUAGCAUUUUAUUUGUGCUAUUAGCAUUAGAGUGGAUUUUAUUACCUUUGGAUGAAACUAGACAAGAUAUUUUUCAGUAUAUCCAGUCUUUAUGCUAACUGGUUUCAGUUCUCCAGCUUAACGCUCAGUAAAUAUUUGCAUCAUGUCUCACAAGCUCCUAUUCCUUUUAAUCAGGUUUUGUUUUAUAUGAAACCACUGUUUCUUUUUAAUAUGGGCAGUUGGAGUGUAACUGUAAACCUCACUGCUUGGCUGUCUUUGUGUUUCAUAUUUAAAAAAAAAAAUUCUAGUGUUUAAAAUAUGAACUUGUUUUGCCGUUUAUAACAUGAGUCCUGCUUUUCAGAAACAGUCUAGUUUUUUUUCCAACUACUAGAGAAAGUUUUUCACAAUAAAAGCAGAAAUCUUCACAAACGGGAUAUAUUAAGAAUUCUAAACCAGCUCAGUAACACCGGAUUUCCUAUCAUUUCUAGCACACUUCUGGGUAAAGCUGCUUUUAAUGUCUUAUUUUGUAAAUGAAAUUCAAUUAAACUUUUAUUUUCGC
Archocentrus centrarchus (flier cichlid) is the source of this 2814-nucleotide messenger RNA. It is a transcript of the gene cwf19l1, whose product is annotated as CWF19 like cell cycle control factor 1. Lineage: Eukaryota; Metazoa; Chordata; Actinopteri; Cichliformes; Cichlidae. Gene Ontology annotation, molecular function: RNA lariat debranching enzyme activator activity. Gene Ontology annotation, biological process: mRNA splicing, via spliceosome. The record is from RefSeq and is a predicted model, not a curated record. Gene Ontology annotation, cellular component: post-mRNA release spliceosomal complex.